This is a messenger RNA of Lachancea dasiensis, 564 nucleotides long. NCBI's taxonomy places the organism in Eukaryota, Fungi, Ascomycota, Saccharomycetes, Saccharomycetales, Saccharomycetaceae. The record is from the annotation of a GenBank genome assembly.
AUGAAUUUCAGUGCCGCUAUAAAUACAUUGCGUCUUUUUGUCAAUCCCAACUUAUGUAUUCCACAAACCAAGAUUUCUAACUUUGGCCAACUUCCUGUACCAAUCUCCCCGUCCAUUAAGGCGGUCGUGCUUGACAAGGACAAUUGCUUCGCGUACCCUCAUACCAAUGAGGUAUGGCCCGAGUAUGAGAAAACUUGGGUAAAGCUAAAAGAAACCUAUCCUGGUGCUUCUUUGCUCAUUGUGAGCAACAGUGCAGGAAGUAGCGAUGAUACAGACGGGAAGGAAGCUAAGAUUCUUGAGGCAAAUGUGGGUGUGCCAGUAUUACACCAUCGAGUGAAAAAACCUGGUUGUCGUGAAGAAAUCCUUGAGUAUUUUGCCUUGCACCAGAUAACUACGAACCCGAAGGAAAUCGCUGUUGUGGGAGACAGGCUGUUCACAGAUAUUCUAAUGGCCAAUUUGAUGGGUAGUCACGGUGUGUGGGUUUGCGAUGGUGUGACACCCGCCAAAGAUCCCUUUACGACAUUCGAGAGAAAACUAUACGACUGGCUGACACCAACCGCUUAA